AUGGAAGAGACUCUGGAAGGCAAAAGUGCCUGGAUUCAUGGUGCUGACAAACCAAUGCACCCAAAACAAAAGCAGUUUUGGAGACCGGCUGCCCCAGGAACAUGGAAACUAAAUGAUCGUGGUAGCUUCCUUCCAAACAUUGAUCGUGGUGGUGCAGGGGGUGUUAUGCGGAAUGAAGCAGGACAUUUUUAUGCGGCUUUUGCAACUCUUGUCCCGUUUGUAACUUCGGCAAAGCAGGUUGAACUGUGUGCUAUUAGUGAAGGCUUAAAGUUGGUGACAGCAAUGCAGAUCAGCAAUGUUGUCAUUGAAACAGACUGCUUGGAGGCUGUCUCUAGUAUUAUGGACAUCCAUUUUACUCAUGUCAAUAACGAGGGCAUCAUUGCUGACAUCCACUAG
Messenger RNA from Rosa chinensis, 396 nucleotides. RefSeq lists its product as uncharacterized. The record is from RefSeq and is a predicted model, not a curated record. Bases 1 to 396 code for a protein of 131 amino acids. The transcript is spliced from 2 exons. Gene Ontology annotation, molecular function: nucleic acid binding; RNA-DNA hybrid ribonuclease activity. Lineage: Eukaryota; Viridiplantae; Streptophyta; Magnoliopsida; Rosales; Rosaceae.